CCCUGGAGGGAGAGCUCGUGCUCGUCGCGUAGCAAAACGCUUUACGGUUAUCGUCUGUCCGCAUUCGCCGCUCAAUGGUGCCGUCUCUGGGUAUUUAUUUCAUUAUUUGGCGUUUAUAAGUUUGUCAGGAUGGAAGUGAACAAGGAUGAAGCGGAGAGGUGCAUCGACAUCGCGCUGGAGAGCGCGCAGCCGGAGAGAGCGCGCCGGUUUCUGGAGAAAGCGCAGCGUCUUUUCCCGACGCGCAGAGCGCAGGAGUUGCUGGAGAGUCUGAAUCGGAGCGGUGACAGCAGAUCUCAGAACAGCUCUAAAGAGGCUGCUGAUGGCACAGAAACACGUCAGCGCUGUUCUGGGGUCAGCAGUAACGGCACAGCACCUGGAGACAAGAGAUCAGACUCCAAAUCUUACACACCCGAGCAGGCCGAUGCUGUCCGAAGAAUAAAGCAAUGCAAGAACUUCUACGAGACUCUUGGAGUGCAGAAGGACGCUUCGGAAGACGAUCUUAAGAAAGCGUACAGAAAACUGGCAUUAAAGUUUCACCCUGAUAAGAAUCACGCUCCGGGGGCGACCGAGGCAUUUAAAGCCAUAGGAAAUGCAUAUGCCGUUUUAUCUAAUGAUGAAAAGAGACGACAGUAUGAUCGGUUUGGUGAAGAGAGAAGCAGCGCGGGCAGAUCCAGCCACACAAACACACACUUUCAGGCCGAUAUCUCACCUGAAGAUCUCUUUAAUAUGUUCUUCGGAGGCGGAUUCCCAACCAGUAAUGUUCAUAUGUACAGUAAUGGAAGAAUGCGCUACAACCAGCAACAGGGCGAGGGUGGAGAACACAGAGGGGGUGGUCUUGCUCUUCUCAUGCAGUUGAUGCCCAUCCUGAUUCUGGUCAUUGUGUCAGCAUUGAGUCAAAUGAUGGUGACUAACCCCCCCUACAGUCUCAGCUUCAGACCGUCAGCGGGACACACACACAAGCGUGUGACGGAACAUCUGGUCGUGGCGUAUUACGUGAGUGAGCGCUUCAGUCAGGAGUUCAGUGGAUCGAGACUGAAGCAGGUGGAGAGCAACGUGGAGGACGAUUACAUCUCCAACCUGAGAAACAACUGCUGGAAAGAGAAACAACAGAAGGAGGGAUUGCUGUACCGUGCACGGUAUUUCGGGGACAGUGAUUUAUUCCAGCGGGCACAGAGAAUGGGAACCCCGAGCUGUUCUCGGCUCUCUGAGGUUCAGGCAUCUCUACAUGGAUAAAACGUCACUAUCUCUGCACUACCUGGUUCCGAAAACACUCUGCAGUCUGGAAUAUGGAAGAAUGCCAUACAGAUUGUAAAUACAUGUGUGUUUUCAACAGACUUGAGAACUGUUGAGUUUUACUAGAAAACACUUCAGAAGAGGGCUGUGUGCUGUGCGUGUGUGCGUGCGUGUGUGUGCGCGUGUGAGCGUGCGUGAGCGUGCGUGAGCGUGCGUGUGCGUGCGUGUUUGUGUGUGCGUGUUUGUGUGUGCGUGUGCAUGAGCUCAAGUUUUAGAUUGGUGUGGAUGUGUAGAUUUUUUACAGUCUAAUGUUCUGGAAUGAAUGAAAGAUCUCUCUGCUGGAGUGUCAGGAUAUGAAGAAUCAGGUUUAUCACCAUUGAACAGAUUGUGGAUCCAAUGACAACAUCUGCAUAUAUUUAUUUAAGUGUGUUUAGAUAAAGAUUAUGUCCUUUCGAAUGAUUUAUAUGUUUGAGAUUGAUCAAUGCAGGGAUUUAUGGAUGAAGUAAUGGAAUAAAUGUAAAUGUUAUGAGUGACUGCUGUACAUGUAUUAUUUAUUAAAAGAUCACAUAGGACUAUUUAUUUCGUAUGAUGUUUUAUUUUCUACAUGACUGUGGAAACAUUUCAUUGCUGACACUGUUUUGCUUUGAAUACAAAUAAAGUGUGCUUCUCUGUG
Messenger RNA from Triplophysa rosa, 1906 nucleotides. RefSeq names its product DnaJ heat shock protein family (Hsp40) member B12b (gene dnajb12b). Gene Ontology annotation, biological process: cellular response to misfolded protein. Gene Ontology annotation, molecular function: Hsp70 protein binding. Lineage: Eukaryota; Metazoa; Chordata; Actinopteri; Cypriniformes; Nemacheilidae. The record is from RefSeq and is a predicted model, not a curated record. Gene Ontology annotation, cellular component: endoplasmic reticulum membrane. The transcript has 9 exons. The coding region runs from base 130 to 1233 and encodes 367 amino acids.